This is a messenger RNA of Aureobasidium musti, 789 nucleotides long. The record is from the annotation of a GenBank genome assembly. Lineage: Eukaryota; Fungi; Ascomycota; Dothideomycetes; Dothideales; Saccotheciaceae.
AUGAUUAGGGCUCAUCCUUCUUGCGUUUCUCUCGAUCAGCUUUGUCGCGAUGUUCGUUUGGGCGCUCCUGUUGACGCUCCACCACCACCUGUCCACGUCGACUCUCGUAUGGAUGUCGAUCCUCUCGGCUCCCNNCCUUCGUACACUAUCGCUGCUCAGACACCAAUUUCUCCUAGCGAUGCUCUUUCUCUUCCUGCCGGCUGGACCUCUGACAACCUACAGGCUCCGUCUGAUGCCCUCAAAUUGGCUACUCAGCACCGCGAUGCUCUCGUCAGCAUGGUUCAAGAUUUGAUUCCCACUGUUGCAUCACUCAAAGCUACCAUUGCUCCGCUUAAUGAUCAUCUCCGUAUCGUCAUUGAGUGGUCUGAAGGCUGGAUGGCCGGUAUGAUCGUCGCUGCUAACUCACACAUUGCCAACAUCGAAGCCGCUGAGUUUGAGAUCGCCAACAACACUGCCUGGUCUGAUCAGGCUCGCAUGGACAUCGCUAUCAUCGUUGAUGGAAUUGUCAAUCACCUCAAUCCCUUCGAAGGUGCGCUGAUCUGGUGUCGCCGCUUCACUGAUCUGUUCAUUCAUUUACGUCGCAUGGCUGGUGAGCUGUCUCCUCCAAGACCUACUACUGAUGAGUUCCCUCCUAUCAUGAGAAGACGUGGUGCUGUGACUGAUCUGAUGGAUGCUGGUACUACUGAUCACUCUGACUUCUUGCCUCCUCCUGAAUUUUAUCUUGCUGAUGACGCUUUUUCUGAUGAUGGCGAGCCUAUGGACGAGAAUUUUGAUGACUUUGAUGCUUAG